Messenger RNA from Astrephomene gubernaculifera, 584 nucleotides. NCBI's taxonomy places the organism in Eukaryota, Viridiplantae, Chlorophyta, Chlorophyceae, Chlamydomonadales, Astrephomenaceae. The record is from the annotation of a GenBank genome assembly.
GGCGGCAGCGGUGGCAGGGUCUGGCGCUGCUGGCAGUAACGGCGGUAGCCCCGCCCGGCACCUGGGCGCCCGCGUGCUGCUGCUGCCGGCGGAGGCGGAGCCGGAGCCGGAGGCCGGCCCGGGGUCCGCUUCAGCUGCUGCUCCUGCAGGGCUGGCUGCCCGCCGUGUGGUCCGGGUGACGGAAGCGGUGAUGAAGAAGGUGAGCGGGGUGGAGAACGCGCGCGGCGUGACGGCGGUGGCGGAGCUGGACCUGCCGCCAGAGCGGAGCCUGGCGGAGCUGCUGGCGGAGGCAGCGACGGUGGCGGAGGCGGCGACACCAACCUCCUCUUCUACUGUACCAAACGACUCACAACAACACCAGCCGUCAACCCAGUCACGUCAACGACCGCCGCAAACAUCACAACCGCAACCUUCCUCACCCUCACCUCCGCCACCCGUACGACUACUUGUCCUGGACGGCGUGCAGGACCCGGGCAACCUGGGCACCCUGGUCCGCACCGCGCUGGCGUUCGGCUGGCAGGGGGUGUUCCUGCUGCCCGGCUGCUGCGACCCCUUCAACGACAAGGCCCUGCGCGCCAGCCGGG